Messenger RNA from Penicillium argentinense, 1242 nucleotides. RefSeq names its product glycerol-3-phosphate dehydrogenase family protein. Gene Ontology annotation, cellular component: glycerol-3-phosphate dehydrogenase (FAD) complex; nucleus; cytosol. The transcript has 3 exons. NCBI's taxonomy places the organism in Eukaryota, Fungi, Ascomycota, Eurotiomycetes, Eurotiales, Aspergillaceae. Gene Ontology annotation, molecular function: NAD binding; glycerol-3-phosphate dehydrogenase [NAD(P)+] activity. Gene Ontology annotation, biological process: glycerol-3-phosphate catabolic process; carbohydrate metabolic process. The record is from RefSeq and is a predicted model, not a curated record. The coding region runs from base 1 to 1242 and encodes 413 amino acids.
AUGGGAUCUCUUGGACCGUACCAGCGCAAGCACAAGAUCACGGUGGUGGGUUCCGGCAAUUGGGGUUGUGCCAUCGCCAAAAUUGUCGCCGAAAAUGCCGCCAGCAACUCAGACAUCUUCGAGAAGAAGGUAGAGAUGUGGGUGUUCGAGGAGACCGUUGAGAUCCCCAAGGAUUCGCCCAACUACGACCCCGCCAACCCGGGUCCGGAGAAGCUGACCCAUGUGAUCAACCGUGUCCACGAGAACGUUAAAUACCUGCCGGGCAUCAAGCUCCCGGCCAACCUACACGCCAACCCGUCCCUGGAGGAUGCGGUGAAGGACAGCACCAUCCUCGUCUUCAACCUACCUCACCAGUUUAUUGUGAAGACUUGCGAAUCCAUUAAGGGCAAGAUCUUGCCGUAUGCCCGCGGUAUCUCCUGCAUCAAGGGUGUCGAUGUCAACGAACACGGCAUCAACCUGUUCUCCGAGACCAUUGGCAAGACCCUCGGCAUCUACUGUGGUGCGCUCUCCGGUGCGAACAUCGCGAACGAGGUUGCCAAGGAGAAGUGGUCGGAGACCACCGUCGCUUACGAUCCCCCACACUUGGACUCCAAGGCUCCCUCCCUCCAGCCGUCCCCCUCGGGCUCCCAGGUUGACCUGGUGCAGUUCGAGCACAAGGACGUCUCGGGCAACCUCUCCAACGUCAAGUUGCAAGCGCUGCCGUCGGAAUACCCGCCCAUUGACCACAAUGUCCUCAAGCAAGUCUUCCACCGUCCCUACUUCCACGUUCGGGUGGUGAGUGACGUUGCUGGUGUAUCCAUCAGUGGUGCUCUGAAGAACGUCGUCGCGCUGGCCGCCGGCUUCGUCGAGGGCAUGGGCUGGGGUGACAACGCCAAGGCUGCCGUCAUGCGUGUCGGUCUGAUGGAAAUGGUCCGCUUUGGUGACAAGUUCUUCGGAGCUACCAUUGACCAGCGCACUUUCACCGACGAGAGUGCCGGUGUCGCCGACUUGAUCACCAGCUCGAGCGGUGGUCGCAACUUCCGCUGCGCCAAGCUCAGCGUGGAGCGGAACCAGCCGAUCGAACAGAUCGAGAAGGACGAGCUUAAUGGCCAGUCCCUCCAGGGAACCUUGACCGCUGCAGAGGUGAAUAGCUUCCUCAAGAAUCAGGGCCAGGAGGAGGACUUCCCUCUGUUCACAGCCGUCUACCGUAUCCUGCAAGGCACCAUGCAGGUUGCGGAGAUUCCUUCUUACAUUGAGCGGUAA